CAACAGUAAUAACAGCAGCAGCAGCCCUCAGCAACAGUAAUAACAGCAGCAGCAGCCCUCAACAACAAUAACAACAGUAGCCCACAACAACAGCUCACAGCAGCAGCAGCAGCAGCCCUCAACAACAGCAGCCUACAACACCAACAGGCCACAAAAAUAACAUCAGCCCACAACAGCAGCCCACAAUAACAGCCCUCAACAGCAGCCCACAACAGCAGCCCACAACAACAGCCCACAACAACAGCCCACAACAGCAACAGCCUACAACACCAACAGCCCACAACAUCAGCCCACAGCAACAGCAGCAGCCCACACCAAGGAGGAGGAGCAGCAGCAGCAGGAGGAGAGAAGGUGUCAUAAUAAAGGAACAUGCCAGUGUAUAAAGUGGCUAUCCGAGCGCAGCUUGAGAAUGUGACAAAUUUGCAGGCCCUGGGUGACGACUUCCAGUACUGUAUUAAGACCAGAUGCAACUCGUGCAAUGAAGUGAGUGAAAAAUGGCAAUAUGUGUCUGCUGCCGAGAAGGUGGACGUGCCCAAGUCUCGGGGCACAUGUAACAUGCUCAUCAGGUGCAAACUGUGCAACCGUGUCAACACCAUGGAUGUUCUGAGUGACAGAAAGCAAGCAUACACAAUAGAUGAUGUUCCCAAUUUCAAGGAGAUUAUUGCCUUUGAGUGCAGAGGCCUCAGCAUUGCUUCCUUCAAGUUUAGUGAUGGGUGGCAGUGCGAAGGAGCGGAGAGCAAGACGGCCUUCACGGGGCUGAGUCUGGACGAGGAGUGGUGCGAGUACGAUGAGAAUGCGAAUUGCCCCGUCGGAAUUUCUGAGGUUGAGUACAAAAUUAAUUGAUGGUGGUCUCUACUGAAGCUGUGUAACCAAUAUGGUUUAUGUUGCUAUCUUUGAUAUUGAACUACUGAAAUGUAAUAAUCCAAUUUAAAAUCAUUGAUGUUGGGUGAUUGUUAUGCAUGUGAUAGGUUUUGUACUGUAUAGGAAUGACUGGCAUUACUGCUUGAGGCUUUUACACAUGAUAAUUUGUUAUUAAAGUACAGUACUGUUAUAAAGUUUGGUUUUUACCUGUGAUAUUAAGAGCAUUAAAGGUUAAGAAAUGA
Molecule: messenger RNA, 1103 nt
Organism: Procambarus clarkii (red swamp crayfish)
Lineage: Eukaryota; Metazoa; Arthropoda; Malacostraca; Decapoda; Cambaridae
Product: CXXC motif containing zinc binding protein
Molecular function (GO): zinc ion binding
Source: RefSeq, a predicted model, not a curated record